CUAAUCGUCAUAGUCAACUGUAAAUAAAAUGAAGGUUUUUCUGUGCAGUUUAGCUAUUAUCCUUGUUGCAAUUUGCUUGCCAUGCCAAGCUAAAGGUGGAGUUUUCAAGGAAUGUAAAACGGAGAGUGGAUUAACAGAUGAAAUAAAAAAAGGACAAUUUCCUAAUUUGGAAGACUCAAAAGUAAAAUGCUUCAUCACUUGUUUGGGAAAGAAAUUUGGAAUUAUUGUUGACGGCAAAGUUAACGCUGAAAAGUUCAUUGAGAAAUUAUCUAAAAAGCUAAAUUUGGAUGACGCUAAAAAAGAGGCUGUCAAGGGUUGUGCUGAAGAAGCCAACAAACAAUCUGACUGUGAAGUGGGAUCAGCUAUGUUGAAAUGCCUCAAGGAAAAAGGAAUCUCAAUGAAAGGAAAAAAAAAGGAAAAUGAAAAUUCAGAUUAGUUUUUUUUUUCACUAAAACAGCUAUAAUACAAACUUAACUUUGUUAUUUUCCUAACAAUGUAACUACACUUACAAAAUCAAUUUAAAUAAACAUAAUAGUACUUAUUUUAAAA
Molecule: messenger RNA, 549 nt
Organism: Copidosoma floridanum
Lineage: Eukaryota; Metazoa; Arthropoda; Insecta; Hymenoptera; Encyrtidae
Product: B1 protein-like
Molecular function (GO): odorant binding
Source: RefSeq, a predicted model, not a curated record